Molecule: messenger RNA, 1199 nt
Organism: Zeugodacus cucurbitae (melon fly)
Lineage: Eukaryota; Metazoa; Arthropoda; Insecta; Diptera; Tephritidae
Exons: 1
Coding region: 130-588 (152 amino acids)
Source: RefSeq, a predicted model, not a curated record
GAAUUCUUAGUUAACUUUCAGUAUUUGGCAUUUGAGUUGUGCUCUUAACAUUUAAACGGAUAACAUUUCGAACCAACAUAUUUAUAUUGCUUUGUGAAUACAAUAAUAUUGUAACCUAAAUACACUAUAAUGCGGCGGCUGACUUUUAUUGAUUUAUUGUGGGCUUUUGUCAUUAUUUCCGUGGCUGUGGCAGUUGCUUUGCCGGAUGCGGAACAAGCGAUCUCCUCGUAUGUUGCUGUAGGAGAGAGUCCAGAGAUAUCAGCGCAGACCGUGGAAUCAGAAGACGGAACUUCAAAUACAGCAGAUGCGUUGCUAAAUGUCGACGCUGGGACCGAACAUGAGAAUGAGAGUGGACGAGAGGCGCGUCAAUUUCGCACAUUUGGCUUUGGGCGACCUUAUGGAUUUGGGCGUCCGUACUAUGGUGGAUAUGGCGGCUAUGGUGGCUUUGGAGGCUUUGGUGGCUUUGGCGGUUUCGGAGGUUACGGUCGUCCAUACUACGGUGGUAGAUUCGGACGUCCGUAUGGCUACUAUCCCAGACCGUAUUAUCCACGACCCUACUACGGCGGACCAUGUUGCUUCUACGGUUGAGUUUGCAACGAAAUGAGUGUUAUGUUGGUGUAUGUAAGUGUUUUGAAGUGGAAUUUUCUGUUAUGAUAGUAGAAGUUAAAGAAGAAGAAGAAGAUGGAGAAAAAACAAAUAAAUUCUGUAUGUGAUAUUAAAUGAGAAAAUUUGUCGUAUUUAUGCUUAAGCAAGUAAUUUGAUAGGCAACAACACAAAACAAAAAGAAAGUAGAAGAAAGAAGCUGUUCAUUGUACUUAGCAAUGGCAUGACGUGAAAAGUUAAUGAGCCCGGUUAAUGCGGCAAAGUGAAUCUGUCAGAACCUUUCGGCUAAAUUUCCGUGACUUUUCGCUUCUUUUUGACUGAUUCAUAUGCGUGGCAGGAUUUAAUUACGUGCGGCAAAUAAACAGCAAGAAACAUUAAACAACGAGCCAACAGAUAACGGCAACUGGCUGAUGUGUUGUGAUGGGGCGCGCGGUGCUACCACAACAUAGGAGAUGAGUUGACCGCAAAGAAGAUGAGAUGACUAAUUUUCUGACUGACAAGACCCGCAGCACAACUCGUGUCCCCUUACUGCUCUGCCCAUCUAAUGUCAGCCAUCAAAGUAAAGCAGAAUAAAUGAGCGGGUUUGUGCGCGGGUG